AUGUCUUUGAAACCGGCUAAUAAGAUUCCAGCUGUUUUUUAUGUUAAUGCAGCAUUAUUUGACUGUGAUGGUACGUUAGUCAAUUCUACAGGAGCAAUUUCUGAAUUUUGGAGAGGAUUUGCAGAGACCAGGCCUCAUGUUGAUGCUGAUGAGAUCAUUAGGACAUCCCAUGGUUGUAGAACCUUUGAUGUGAUUGCUAAGUGGUCGCCAGACGAUGCAGUAGAGAAGCAAGUCACAGAAUGGGAAGCAUCAAUUCCUGAUUCUUUUGGACAAUACGCAAAGCCAAUUCCAGGGGCAGUUGAGUUAGUGAAAAAGUUCGAUGAGAUAUCACGGACCCAAACUGAUAAUAAGCAUCAAAGAUGGGCAAUUAUUACCUCUGGAACUUUACCGUUAGCUUCGAAAUGGUUGAAAUUGCUCACAAUUGAAAAGCCUGACUGUUUUAUUACAGCUGAAAAAGUUACUCAAGGUAAGCCUCAUCCACAAGGAUACCAAUCAGCCAGAGCAAACCUAGGAUACGACGCACCUCAUAAGAAGGUGGUAGUUUUCGAAGAUGCCCCUGCAGGAAUCAAGGCUGGUAAGAGUGCAGGGGCUAUGAUUGUUGGUAUAUGUUCAACCUACGACCCUGAAAAGGUCUGGGAGUCAGGUGCAGAUAUAGUGGUGAAGGACUUAUCGUCGUUUGAAAUAGAUCAUUAUAAUCCAGAGACUGACGAAUUUAGAGUGGUUGUUAACGAAUAUUUUUAUGCCAACGAGCAAUAUACUAUUCGUCGUAAGUCCCUUGUUGGCGUUGAAGUUUAA
Messenger RNA from Debaryomyces fabryi, 795 nucleotides. RefSeq names its product HAD family hydrolase. Lineage: Eukaryota; Fungi; Ascomycota; Pichiomycetes; Serinales; Debaryomycetaceae. Gene Ontology annotation, molecular function: beta-phosphoglucomutase activity; sn-glycerol 1-phosphatase activity. Gene Ontology annotation, biological process: glycerol biosynthetic process; response to osmotic stress. The transcript has a single exon. Bases 1 to 795 code for a protein of 264 amino acids. The record is from RefSeq and is a predicted model, not a curated record.